AUGUUGAAAGUGUUCGGGCGGCAGAAGCAGUCGCGUGCGUUCAAGGAGUACUACUUGGAGUGGUUCAACACCCUAAAGAAAAACCUCCUUCCCCUCCUUCGCCGCUCCAUCGCAGGUGAGUCACCCACCAUCCUCUCCAGCCACGUGGAGAUGCUCCACCAGCACUUCCAAUCCUACUACCACGCCCUAGACGCCGCCGCUACCACAGACCCCACCCAACUCCUCUCCCAGGACUGGCGCAACUCCCUCGAAAAACCUCUCCUCUGGCUUGCCGACCUCCACCCCUUCCUCUUCACCAACCUCGUCCGCUCCUUUCUUCACCAACAAUAUCGCCCCGAGACUGACCAAAACAACCCCCGCCGCCACCUCCCCCUCCCCUUCCCUGACCGUCCAUGGCAGGUAGCUCUUGCAUGGAGCAACUCCUCUGACUCCCUUACCGCGUGCAUGGACCAGAUCGAGUGCCGCCUCCGCCACAUCGUAACCACCCUCUCAGACCGCCUCAAGUGCGCCGAGAGCGCCUUCAUGGAGUGCGUCGUGGGGAACUGGUUCCAGUGCUGGGAGGAGCAGAAUAUCGCCGCCGCCAAGGAGGCGGUGGGCACGGACGUUAAGGCGCAUAUGGAAGAGGUGGUGAGCGUGGUUCUUUAUGCGAACCGCGUGAGGCGGAGCGUUCUUGUGGACAUAAUGAGCGCGACCACUGUGUACCAGGCGGCGCUCUUUCUUGAAGGCCUGGCCCAAUUCCUCAUUGGCUUCAGAGAGCAGGACCUCCUCAACGCCGUUGAACAGUGCAAGGUCUUGCCUCACGCCAAACACUCUCGCACUUCCUCUCACUGA
Molecule: messenger RNA, 831 nt
Organism: Vigna angularis (adzuki bean)
Lineage: Eukaryota; Viridiplantae; Streptophyta; Magnoliopsida; Fabales; Fabaceae
Product: protein INAPERTURATE POLLEN1
Exons: 1
Coding region: 1-831 (276 amino acids)
Biological process (GO): DNA-templated transcription
Molecular function (GO): sequence-specific DNA binding
Source: RefSeq, a predicted model, not a curated record